AGCUUUUGGAUCUCUCAGUGGGAGGUCAGCUAGCAGCCUUUGCCUGAUGGUCUGCUUUGGCUGGCUGCUGUUCUGGGCUGUCGCUUCUGCACUGGACUUGAGCUCUUUGUCGGGCCCGCUGCCGUACUUGGGGAGCCAGGUUGAGGUCAACCAGCCGUUCUCUACGCCACCUUACCUGCAGCCGCAGUGGUCCGCCACUGUGCUGUUCGAGGGCAAGUCGUUGGGUACUCAGUGGAAGGAUGGCAUGGGCGUGUUCCACUACGACAGGCUCGGAGAGAGGUACCGGCUGAACUACUCUGCUACUUCGCAAUUGUUUCGCCCCAGCUCGUGGCCAACGUGCCAAGCACAGAUAAUCGAACCUGGGGCGGCUUUGGCGUCAAUGGCACCUGCGACACCAUGGGCCGCAAGUACGCGGACUUCUUCGCUUGGAUGGCGCUUGCAAAGCCGAUUGGGGAGAAGGUCAUCCAUGACACGCCCUGCAGUGUGCACAGGGCUGAGUAUGCUGGACCGGUGCUGGGCGACAAUGACACGAUAAUCAUGACUGCCUGUGUGGUCAGCAACGGCACGGUGCUGGAGGUGAGUCAACGUAUACCAGCUGGCAAAUUCAGCGGCACGCAGACCUAUCGCUUUUUGAACAUUUCUGUGGGCGAUCCAGGCGAGACAGCCUUCCAGAGUUCCUAUGCUUGCGCGAAGCAGUACCCACACUCGCUUUGCCCGAGCCAGGGGGUCCAAACGCUGGACAUUUACCGCAUCUUCGGUAAGGGCGAGCCUUUGGAGCUGCAGAACCGAGACACCGGCGACGUGCUGGGGGACGUGUCCUUCGUGUGCACGCAAGGUUCAGGUGCAUCGUACGAGUCCAAGUUCAUUACGCACUGGCAGGUUGACGUGAGCACGGCUUUUGCGCAGUACGCCCUGUGCAACUACAACGGCACCAGCAACAACUGCAUGGGGGCUGGCUCUAUGCUGCAUCAAGUGGGCCGCCGUGCCUCUCAGGCGCAAUCCCCCGGGCCUUGGAACGGCCAGUGCUACGACAACGUGGAUGUGGGCAAUCAAUACAGCUUCCCGGCUGCUGGCCUUUACCCUCCGGGAGAGACACCUGGAGGAAGAUGCUCCUGGGCAAACCCCCGGCCGCUGCGCACGGUGAGUGCAAGCUGCGUAAUGACCCAGCGCAAGCUCCUUGAGGUUUGCAAGAUGGAGUUUGGCCAUGCGCCCUUCUUGCGAUCUGCCAAGAUCUUUGAGGAUGCCCUGGCAAGCGCAGAUGAAAGCAAGGGCGGUUGUCCGGAUGUGACGCUCGAGGUGCAACUUGUGUGAUUCGUUUCGCGGCCUAGUCAGAUAUUCAGAGACAGCUGCGAAGAUGCCAGAAGGACCUGUUCGCAGAGUGCUCAUGGCCCGUUUUGGCCGUGCAGUCUCAAAGGGCAGACCUUGGGCACAAGACCUGGACGGCAAAAUGACGACAGGGUUUUCCUCACCAAGGCCCUUUUUUUGAAGCAAGCGGCCAACAGAAGGUUUGGUUUCCCAUUUUAAGGCAUGCCCUG
Messenger RNA from Effrenium voratum, 1535 nucleotides. NCBI's taxonomy places the organism in Eukaryota, Dinophyceae, Suessiales, Symbiodiniaceae. The record is from the annotation of a GenBank genome assembly.